Hemicordylus capensis (graceful crag lizard) is the source of this 1445-nucleotide messenger RNA. RefSeq lists its product as uncharacterized. The coding region runs from base 198 to 1067 and encodes 289 amino acids. Lineage: Eukaryota; Metazoa; Chordata; Lepidosauria; Squamata; Cordylidae. The record is from RefSeq and is a predicted model, not a curated record. The transcript has 6 exons.
CUUUCUGCUUGGGUGUUUGAAAAGAGAAGUUACAGAACUGACACUCGAGCUGCGUGGCUCGGUGCAAGACGGAGGUGGGUUUCAUUUCCCAAUCUUUAUUUCUGUACUCACCAUAACUGGAGGAAACUCAAAGUCCAGAGGACCACCAUCCAUCAGCUGACCUGCUUCAGAGCUGAGGGGCUGAAGGGAACUGGACGAUGAUACUCUGUUUGGCUGGAAUAAUGUGCCUUUCUCUUCACACUGCUGAAUCCCAGAGAGACACAGAAUUUUCGCAGAAGCUGGCGCAGAGUUUGGCAUCUCUUGGAAAGGGUGUGCAGAUCAGCUGCCAACUCCCAAGCGGCUCUUACACGUGGACAGUGACCUGGUACAAGGAAGGGCAGGACAAAACCCUGCACAAGAUCGAGCCAGGCUCUAAGUAUUCCACACCGGAAAGGAAGGAUGCCGGGCAAGUGUACAAUCUGCUCAUCAGCGACGUGCAAAGAGAUGACUCCGGAGUGUAUUACUGUGCGGCAAGCAUCAACGAGAAGUUCAGGAUUAUGAGCGGGACUAAGCUUGUGGUCAGAGAUACUUCUAGGUCCAGCCUGUCCAUCCUGAUGCCCUCCUCCCUGGAGUUUGCUCAGAUGAACCACAGUAUCCCCCUACUUUGCCUCUUCUACGAUGCAAAUCCUGAUUGGGACACUGUCUCCUGGAAUAUUAGCGGGGAAAUCUCUCCGGGCCAGAGUGAUGGUGACACAAUUCAUGGGAAGGGAGCUUCCAGUGUUUGGAGUUUGAAGCUGAUUCCUCCGACGAGAUGGACCCAAGGGGCGACUUACUCCUGCUCAGACCAAGAGAACAGAAGCAUCAGUGCUGUAGUGCCCACAAGCAUGGUGUGCUCAAACACAGGAAGCUGCUCCUCUGUAUUCUAUUAUAGAAUCCCUUGCAUCGUCCUCCUCUUGCUGGUCCCGCCCUUAACUCUGGUCUUCAGAAAGCAUCUUGACUCAGACAGUGUGGAGUCAGCGGCAAACAAAAGUCCCAUGAAGGAGAUCCCACUGGUAAUGGGAAUAUCGGCAUUUCAAAAAGAAGUGUGAUCUCUCAUCCCUCCGGAUUAGGAAGAAGUGGCUCAGACCUUCCAAGCUCUGAAAUACAGACUGAGUGGGUUAAUAGUAAGCAUUAGCAUCAUUGUGAAAAGGAGAGGCAAAAAGGAAAAGCAAAAUCUGAAGUUUGUGAUCUUGGAACAUGCAACAUGUUUUUUCUGUAUGUUUUAUUUUUAAUUCUUUGCAGAAAUGUACAAAGGAAACAAGCUACAAACAAGAGCAAAUAACAAUCAACUCAAAAAAAAAAUACUGUUUGGGUUUAUUCGUUCGUUCUACCCCUCUGUGUUCCCUUCACAUUUAGGUUAUUUGUAGAUACAAUUAUAAAAUAAAAUAAAAAUUAGAAUGCUGGUAUUAAACAGAACUUUUUCUAUA